UUGAAAGGUCUUCCCCACAAAGACUGCAUGUCCUUGCUCAUCAAAAGGGCAUUCAAGAAAGGAGAGGAGCAACACUAUCCACACUUGAUAGGAAUUGGAGAGGAUAUUGUGAACAAGUGUGGAGGAGUUCCUUUAGCUGUAGCAACUCUAGGGAGCAUGCUCUAUUUGAACAGAGAGCCAGACCGAUGGUUGAGUGUGAGAGAUGAUGACAUGUGGAGUAUAGGAAAUGACAAUAUUCUACCCGCACUCAAAUUGAGUUAUGAUGCAUUGCCACAACACUUGAAACCCAUGUUUUGCAUUUUGUUCACUUUUCCCAAAGGAUUUUGAAUACUAUAGUGACUCACUGGUUGACCUGUGGGUAGCACAAGGCUACCUCAAAACAUGUAAAAAAAAAUGAAGAUCUUGAUAAAU
Messenger RNA from Fragaria vesca subsp. vesca, 411 nucleotides. RefSeq names its product putative disease resistance protein RGA4-like. The transcript is spliced from 2 exons. The record is from RefSeq and is a predicted model, not a curated record. The coding region runs from base 28 to 327 and encodes 99 amino acids. NCBI's taxonomy places the organism in Eukaryota, Viridiplantae, Streptophyta, Magnoliopsida, Rosales, Rosaceae.